This is a messenger RNA of Dreissena polymorpha, 4579 nucleotides long. Its product is annotated as cilia- and flagella-associated protein 36-like. The coding region runs from base 318 to 1406 and encodes 362 amino acids. The record is from RefSeq and is a predicted model, not a curated record. Gene Ontology annotation, cellular component: axoneme; ciliary base. Lineage: Eukaryota; Metazoa; Mollusca; Bivalvia; Myida; Dreissenidae. The transcript has 9 exons.
UGUACACACACUUCCUGGAUAUUGGGGAAGCCAAAAUGUCAGACAAAAAGACCGACUGGGUUUAUGAUGAACUGCUUUGCUUCUUGGGCAGUGCGUUUUUUCAGAUACCAGUUAAUGGAUUUAUUGACGUAAAGAGUGAAAGCAAACACGGCAUAUCAUUGUGGGAGAAAGGGUCCAAGUACAAUGUGACAAACAGUGGAACUCCGUAGAAGGGAUUGGAUAAUACAUUUUUUGAUCCCAGUGUCAGUGACCUACCAGAGUACAAGUCAGUCCACAAUGAGUACACAGAUGUGGUUCAGUCGUUACUGGAUGCUUUCAUGAAGGACACCAAGCUGAGACAUGACCAAAUCAUGUCCGCUCUUAAAGACAUGAACUCCAAGAAGGACCUCCGAGAAGUGUUUCAGGGGCUGUUUGAGCUGGUAUUGGCCAUAGAGGACUAUGAGGUGUUUGUGACGAUGAUGACACAGAAGAACAUCGAACUGCAGCAGCAGGCGUUGAUGAUGAUACUGAAGCAGCAGGGGGCUCUGCCAGAGAGUCUUGUGGAGGGGUCAGCCACCACCCCGCCCCCUGCUCCCAGGCCCAACCACCCCCAGGACAGCGAAGAGGAGAUCAUGAGGAGGGUGCUUGAGGAGUCGAAGCGUGAGUACGAAGAGGAACAGAAAAAGUUCAAAUCAGCGGUGAAGGACAAGGCGGAGAUGGAGAGAGCAGUGGAGCUGUCGAAACAGGAGUUCCUAACCCUGGACGCCAACAGACAGACCGAGAAACACAAACUGAAUCAGGCGAUGGCUGGACUGACAAUAGGAGCUGGACAGGCCCCUCUGAUCCCUGUACCAGCCCCUGCUAAACCACUGGCACAGAAGAAGGAACAGCCUGUGAUAGGAACGCCAGGAAUCAGUCAACCAAAAAUUGAGGUGACGUCUCCGAUUGGAACCACAAAAGGGGCCACUGGUUCCCAGCAGGGGGCUGGGCUCUCCCAGACAGUGCUGGGCCCAGGCCUGUUGCCGAUGACGAACGUUCCAUCCAAGGUUAGCAGCAGUGAGGCUGCAGCUAACUGGCUCAAGCAAGCCCAUACGGAGACCACGUCAGUCGGCCCUGGAGCUGUGGAGAAGGCAGCGGCUGCUAUGGCCGGAAUGAGUGCAGAUGAAAUCAAGAAACGGCAGGAAUACCUCCGACAGCAGCGAGAUAAACUCGUUGCGAUGAAAAAGAAAGAACGCGAGAAGCAGCUUCUCACUGCUGAACAGAGUGAUCCAGGUCGACCAGCAUCAGCCCGCGCAGCCAGACAGACAUUGCAAGGAGCCAAAACGGAGGAGAAAAAGCCAGAACUGUCAGAAGAGGAAAGAAAAAAGACAGAAAUGAGGCGACAGAUUGCAAAUAAACUUAAAGCAGAAUUGAUGGGCGGAAAUUGAUCGUGAUAGAUACUGGUAUAGUUAGUUUCUUUUACCGUCUAAGUUGGUCUCAAGGACUCUAUACAAGUCGGGUUCUGAGAAAAAUUGGCAUAAUGCAUGUGCGUAAAGUUUCGUCCCAGAUUAGCCUGUGCAGUCGGCACAGGCUAAUCAGGAUCGACACUUUCCGCUGUUAUGGUAUUUUUAGUUUCAAGGAAGUCCCUCCUUACCGAAAAUCUUGUUUAGGUGGAAAGUGUUGUCCCUGAUUAGCCUGUGCGGACUGCACAGGCUAAUCUGGGACGACACUGUACGCACAUGAAUUAAGCCCAGUUUUCUCAGAACAUGACUCGAUAUGAUCGGAUCUUUGGUUCAUGGUUGUGGUCUCUUGAUAUUGCUUAAAGCUCAUCUGAGUUCAGUUCUCAAGAGAGAUCUGGCACAGACAGGGACCGACUGUCUUGCAUACAUUUUCUUUAACAAUAUGAUGUCAAUGAUAUAAGCUCAGUAUAUAAGUAGUAUAUAAUCAAUGAUAAUACAUGUGUACUAGUAUUUAAAGCUGAAUGUGAAUUUUUAAUAAAUUGCCUUUAUUAUAUGUCUUAAUCAUGAUAAAUAUAUAAUGAUGAACCUAUUCAUCUUCAAUGUCAUGUGUCUCACUAUCAACCAAAAAACCUUUUAGUUGGAAAAUAUCAGCAUUCAGCCCACUUUUAUUAUGGUAAAAAAAUAUGGCUGUUCAUACGAACUUCAUGCCUUACGAGUCUUAUAUUUUGCAAAAUUAAAAAUACCUAUAUGAUAUUUAAUUGUGAUUAUCGUUGUGCUGCGUUUGAGAAUGUUAUUUGCCUUUUUUGUUGGACUCCUAUGUUGUGGUUAAAAGUCAUGGACAUAUUGUGUCUUAUUCUUUGUACUAAGCAUUUAUGUUGUUGAAGAACUAACAUUGAAGGAACUGAAUAUUUCAUAAUUUCCCAACAAAAAUGUGCUCAUUUAAGUGGACAUUUAAACUAAAUACUUGGUUUUCUAUUUAUCAUUUAUCUUCAAAACUGUAUAAAGCAAAACUUCACAUUGGUUGUGAUUUUUAAUUAAGUAUACCCUUAAUUAUACAAUGUAUUACGAAUUGAACACAUUUUAUGUUAAGUUGUGAUUAGAUUGUUUUGUGAUUUAAAAAAAACACACAAUCAAUUUGACAUUGUAUGCAUUAUAUAUGUUAAGUAUUUUCUGCAUUAAGUUGGAGCGUACACAAAUGAUACACAAAAAAUGAGUUAAAAUUAAUCACAUUUAUGUUACCAGAUGCAUAAAAUCAUAAGAGAAAAUGACAGUUAUUUGUGAAUAUAAACAAAUGGUGCUACAAUUGCAAUUUUCUUAAGUUUCAUUUUAGUUUUUCUCUUGUCUAAAAAUAAGUACUCAUAUAGUAGCCAUUUGAUAUUAACCAUUAUGCAAUAGUUCUUUAGACCUUACUAAUAGCUUAUUUCAAAAUACAUGUUUUAUGCAGUAUAAGCGCAAAUAUUUGCCAGAUCUCCAAGAAAAUGUGGUUUAUAAAAAAAGUACAAGACUAUAUGUUGUUAAAAUGGAAACAUUAAAUGAAAUUGUUUUCAUAGCAACCAUUUACUUUUACAAGCUACAUGCAAGAUAUCAGGUAUCUUAUUUGUAGUUCAUAUUUACUGCUCUGUUCCAAUGUCCUAUGCUUCUCAAACACCUGUUUGCUCAAGAUAAUUAGAAAUGAGAUUUUUAAUGUGGCGCUCUAGAGUGCAAUGACUUUGUAUUUCCUUAACAGUCUUUUAUACGAGUGUCUUUAGUAAAAUUAGCAAACAGAUAAAUUAUAAAGAACAGUCUACAGUGUAACUAGUUUGACACAUAUUUAUAUUCGAAAUUCAUCGAAAAGAUGGUUGAUGCAAAUCAUAUGUGUCUUGUUCUGAGAAAACUGGGCUUAAUUCAUGCGCGUAAAGUUUCUUCCCAGAUUAGCCUGUGCAGUCCGCACAGGCUAAUCAGGGACGACACUUUCCGCUUUAAUGGUAUUUUUAGUUUCAAGGAAGUCCCUCCUUACCAAAAAUAAAGUUUAAGCGGAAAGUGUCGUCCCUGAUUAGCCUGUGCGGUCUGCACAGGCUUAUCUGGGACGACACUUUACGCACAUGAAUUAAGCCCAGUUUUCUCAGAACAAGAUGUAUAUGAGUUGCCUUAUGCAAAAAUGGGUCUGAUGCCAUUUGCGGCCCGUGUAGCUCCAAAUCAGCUUCCAUAGUGUGCUUUGCUUGCUGCAUAUGGUCCUAUUUCGCAUUAAGUGGGUCAAAUAAUAUUUGUUUAUUUACUGAUUUUUUCUUUCUUUUAUCAUUUAUUUAUGUUGUGCAUAAUGUUAGGUGUUACAUUUCAGUAGUUGUGAAUUGUGUAUGGGUUGGAGACACAUUAUUUUGUGAUGUUUUCAUGUUAUUGUUCUUUUCUUUGUGAUAUCAUUUUUGUAUCAGAUUUGUAUGUACUGCUAUGAAUUAAACUAGAAUUUGUAUGUGAUUCCUAUUAAGUGUACAAAAAAUCUGAAUGAAUGCAUAAUCAGACGAGUAUAAUUCAAUUUUGACUUCAGACAUCGAAUUUAUCUAUAUUGCUAAUAAAUACAUUAUAAAGUCAAUUUAAUAAGUAAGAUAAAGGAGCAUCAAAGAUAAUGCCAAUUAUUAGCAAUAACUAUAUAGUUUUUGUAAUUUUUAAUAUUUUUUUUCCAAAGUGAAAAUCAUUGGUAUCAAUUUAUAUUUCCUCAAUGCCCCCUCCCCCAUGUGUCUCUUCUCCGUACAAAGUGUUGGUCUAAAUGUCUCAUACAUUUUUACGUCUCUUUUGGCAUGACCAACGGAAGGUCACUGUUCUAAAAAAUAAACAAUAGUUGGAAUACAUAUGAGGAUCGCAUGCUCCACGGGUUGAAACAGAACUUGUGUAGGUAAUGGUCAGGAAAUCCUUCAUACAGAAAGAAAUGUAGCAAUGAAGAAGUGGCAUUUUUUUUAUGGCAUCUUUGUAUGAAAAUCACUAUGAUUAUUCAUACUUUGUAUUGUAACACCAAGUUUAAAGGAACAAUUCUUACAAACGAAUUAAUAAUGUAAGUUUGUUAGGCUUUUUAUAAUUGUGAGAAAUUGACCCCAUGUUGUUUUGUCACUGUGUGUACACAGGUGUGUUGUCACCAAAGUUAUGUUUGUUGAUCAUGUGUAUGUAUUCAGGUCAAUAAAAAGAAAACUGAC